Messenger RNA from Pseudonaja textilis, 2145 nucleotides. Lineage: Eukaryota; Metazoa; Chordata; Lepidosauria; Squamata; Elapidae. The record is from RefSeq and is a predicted model, not a curated record.
CUAUACUUAGGAAAAGCCCCGUCGAUCGCUGCAAUAUUUUCAAUUCUCCACACAUGGAAUUUCUCAAUUUCGGAAACUACCGAUGGAAGCAACAACCCAUUCUCUAACAAUCCCCGCCCUUUCCGAGCAAUUCGUUCUCUCAUUAGCUGCGGUCCCUCGAACGGUGUACAAGCACCUACUCAAAAAUAAGCUUGUUAAUGUUGUAAGCGUAAGGUAGAACACCGCAAUAUUUUCUAAGAAUAGAAAAAAAUACGAGUUAAUUAUCGGCUUCUUCAAAAGAAGCAAAAGAAAACAAAAUAAAGCCAUUCUAACGCACUACCUAAUCCCCUGCGUAUUUAGCUUCUCAUCCCUACAAGUCAAAGAUUGAGUUUCUCCGGAGCGCCGUUUAAAGGAUAGACGAAGACAACAUUUCUUCUUCAGAUAUGACAUUUUAUAACGCAACUAAAUCUUUGGCAAAAAUGAUAGAUUCACAUGGAGAUUGGAUUCCAGUACCCAGCUUGAUAGACCAGAACAAUUUUAGGCCCUUUUGCGUGCUGCAAAAGAAAAGGAAGACAUCGUGGUGGCAGAGCUGUCCUUUUCUCAAAACUGACUAUCAGUUACAUCAUCUGCUGUUAUCAGGAAAUGACACUUCAAGUCUAGUUCAGAAGGAUUCAGAGUUAUUCACCCUUGAAGAAACUGUAGAUGGAAUGCUGAAGGGGGAUAUUAGUGGAAUUACUGACACUGAAAUAACUAGUGCUGUCAGCAUUUCUCAUGAAAGGUCUGUAAAGAUGAAAAAGAUACAUGUUCCAAUUGAAGACCUUGAUUCUUUGAUGAAAGAAAAAAAAAUCAACAAUGAACAUCCAUUUAUUAAACAAUCAAAGAAGCUUCAGAGGAACUUAUAUCUGAUCACUGCAUCAGCAGAAGCUGUGGAAACGGCAACGUUUGGAGAAUCUAACAAAGUGGAAAGCAGCAUCUUUCAUAAAGCCUACAUCAAACUAAGCCUGGAGGGUGCCAGAGAUAGGAAGAAAAUAAUCACUAUUCCAAAGGGAUGCAUCUUGGCAUUCAAAGCUAAGAAAUUAUUUAUAGGAGAAGAAACUGUAGGUAUUUGUUAUUACUCAACUGACAAAACAGGAACUUUUGAAAUACAAAUUGCGUCUGCAAGUGCAGAUUUUGACACUUUCGUCUCUGUUUGGAAAGGCAAUAAGAAAAACCUUCGAAAGGAAGUUGAGAAAGAAUAUGUACCAUUUUCUUUAAUGUCUUCAAACCUGCGUGGCAAAUUUCUAACUAGUUUUGUGGUUUUAAUGAAGAAAUCUGACCUUUUGGAAAAACUAGAGCUCCAGCUGGAACAGGUUCUUGAAGAUCCUGAACAAUUCAGACUAAAUAUGGACGAAUCAGAGUUUAAGGAUCUGAUGGACAACUUGCAAGAUGUCAAAGGAGCCAUUGUCACUGAACUUGCCGAGGCUACCCUCUAUUUUCUUCAGGCUCUUGAUGAACUGACAGAAUUCCAGAUAAUGCUCCUGAUAGAAUCUGUGGAAAAAAAGAUUGUAUCCCAGCAACUGAACCUGGUUGGAGGGAUCCUAGACAAAUAUUUUUGGAAUGAAAAACAGAAUUUCACUGUGGAAAUCCAGCAGUUACCUGAAGAGGAAUGGGAUAUAACUGGAGCAUUAAUUGAAGAAAUAAGUGGAAUAUCUAUUCAACGAAGUGGAUGCACUGUUACCGGAUCUAUACCCCCUGAUUCUUCCUCAAACCUCUCUGCGCUAUAUGUGGCUCUAUUUGCAAUUGAUCUUCUAUCUAAGAAAAGUUUUUAAGCCAUUCUUGUAAAUCAGAGCAUUUUUGCAGAUAGAAAAGAAUCAUGCACAAAUGCAGCAGUUUAAUAUACUCAAAAUGAAAGUUGUAAUCUGAUAGCCUUAUUUGAAAGGAAGCUUGCCUGAGAAUAUCAAUUUAUAUUAGAUAAUUACUUCUUGCAUUCAAUUUUCCAUCACUGCUUUCACACAAAAUUCUAAAUCAUUUGGAGUUUGGCAUAGUAAAUUGUUCAAACUUAGAUUAGGGCCAGUCAGAAACCAUUACCAUGAGCCAUUGUGGUGCAGUGGUCAGAGUGCAGUACUGCAGGCUAUUUCUGCCGGCUGCCGCAAUUUGGCAGUUCAAAUCUCAUCAGGCUCAAGUUUG